Cynoglossus semilaevis (tongue sole) is the source of this 7253-nucleotide messenger RNA. RefSeq names its product general transcription factor IIIC subunit 1 (gene gtf3c1). Gene Ontology annotation, molecular function: DNA binding. NCBI's taxonomy places the organism in Eukaryota, Metazoa, Chordata, Actinopteri, Pleuronectiformes, Cynoglossidae. The transcript has 39 exons. Gene Ontology annotation, cellular component: transcription factor TFIIIC complex. Bases 421 to 7053 code for a protein of 2210 amino acids. Gene Ontology annotation, biological process: transcription initiation at RNA polymerase III promoter; 5S class rRNA transcription by RNA polymerase III. The record is from RefSeq and is a predicted model, not a curated record.
UAUCUCCUAAAAGUGCAAUAUGGCGGGGCCGUGUAGUACAACUGACAACGGCAAAAAGAAAAAAGUUCGUUUAGGCUAGCAUCAUACACAUACUGUAGUUCCUGAGUUCUUGUAAAUGCAUACUCACGAAUUAUUGUUGCUGUAAUGUACGUUUUGUUAUCCUCUCUCCAGUAGGUGGCAGUAAUGUAUAUUCUAGCUGUUGACAACCACCAAUUGAUAUGUCAAAAGGAAAGACUUCUCGAUCGACGUAACGUUUAGUAAAAACAAGCUGUUCAUUUGCAACACGUGCGUUGCAAUGACUGCUGUUUUAUGACGGCAUGUAAAUAAUCCUAUGAAUCCUGUGUAAAUUAGUGUAUGAUGUAAAGCAGGGUUACUACAUGGUUAGCAAAGUUAGCAUGUUUGCGUUAGCUUAACAGAACCAUGGAUCCAUUGAGUGCAGUAGUAGACGAAGUGGCUUUGGAGGGACUGGACGGUAUCACUAUUCCCUCUCUUUGGAUUCGGUUAAUUGAUCGGCAGCCUACGUUCCCUCUAAAGAAUGACGACUGCACCAAAGAGCUAAUCUGGAAGUCGCUUGUCAACAACAGCGACUUGAAGUUUUACGAGCUUCCACAGGAAAGAGACGACGUUGUACUGACCGACAGGUUUGAAAACAUUGACCCAGAAACUGGAAUUGAAACAGCCCGGGAACAGUCUACCAAGAAGGACAUCUACCCCAUUCACGUUAUUCCAGAAAACAAAGAUGGCGUUCAGGGCUCUUGUGCCUUUUUCAAAGAGAGGAAAGAAAUCACGAAAGUCAUCCGCUCCAAGUCCUUCACACCUUUGGUUAAUUUGGAGGAAACACUUCAAAGAUAUGGUCGAAAGCUCGUUGUUGUGGCGUCCCAGAAUCUACGCUUCCGGACCCUGAUUGGUAGUGAGAGCGAUCCUGACUUGAAACUAAGUGACGAGUCUUUCUGUUUGUUGGAGAGAGUCGGACGAGCGCGCUGGCAAGGAGAGCUGCAGAGUGAACUACACGGACACUCCUUCAAGAGCGAUGCUCGUAGGUUGCACUACGUGAGAAAAGCUCUGGUCAAGCACGGACUCAUCAGCAUGCAGUCCCAUGUGAUGCGACACGUGUCAGGACAACAGCAACACUCCAUUCUUUUGCUGCUAAAUCGCUUUCACGUCAACAGGAGGAGUAAGUAUGACCUGCUGAUGGAGCAGGUGUCUCACAUCCUGGAGCAGCUGCCCAAUCAGUUUGUGUCUGUGCUGGCGAUCAAACAAAGGCUGAACUUGAGUGAAUCCACAAGCAAACGUCUCUUUGGUUACCUGCGUGUUGCAAAGUUUGCUGAGUUUUGUCAAGUCCCCUUAGAAGAAAUAGAACCCACUGCUAAACGCUUAGUAAGCAAAAAAGGGAAUGCAUUGCGUGUUCGCUGUUUGAAACUGUUGAAGCCUUAUUCCAAGAAGAGCGUUCCUGAACAGGAUGACGAUGAUGAUGAGGAGGAAGAGGAUUACUCUGCAACAGGAAAGAGAGCUUUUCCUUCAGAGGGCCGAGUCAUGGAGAGGGAUGUUCUGUCACAGGCCUAUCACUGUGUCGCGGCCUGUGGCACAAAGGGAAUCCCGCAGUCGGACAUUGGAUACAGAAUGAAUGUUGGAAAACUGGAGGCUCGGAUGUUCUGCCGACGGCUAGAACGGGACGGUUUAAUUAAGGGAUUCAUGGUGGAUGAGGGUCGACAGAGGACGACAAAAUUCAUCACUCACAAGUGUGUGGGUUUGAGUGAUCAGCUUCAGCUCUUUGUGAAGGAGCAGGAACUCAACAAACAACUGACUUCCUCUGCACCUCAGAAAUCAGAAACAACGGCGGUCAACCCCAGGGCAGCUCAGGCAGGAAAGGUAAAAAACAAAGGUCCUCCAGCCCAGAAAAGUCAGAACCUGAGUGGACCUGGACCUGGACCUGGAGCUGGACCUGGACAUGGAAAAGGAAGAGGUAGCGGUAGAGGAAAAGGAAGAGGUAGCUGUAGAGGUAGAGGAAGAGGAAAAGGAAGAGGAAGAAAGAGCAAAGAUGAUAAGGCAGCCUUGUUGCCUUGUGGUGACCAGGAAGUGAAAAUGGAAGAUGGUGUUUUGGAGGAAGAAAGAGAGAAAUCAGCAGAGGAAACAGGAAGUGUGACACAAACACAGCUUGGCACCCAGGAUGGUCAACUGACAGUAGCUGAGAGUGGCGCUCCACCCUGCAGUCAAACACAGAGCAGGUCGACAGCGCUAACUGCAAAUGAGGUGAAUGAGCGAUCUGACCGAACCCCCCCCGGUCCCUCUACACCUAUGUCUCCAUCUGUGGCCACGAACAACAGGGAACAAGAAAUCAACAUUGUUGUUUUACGUGAAGAACUUCAACAGAAGGGAACACGAAGGUCCAAAUGUAACGACUCUGAAAUGAGGUCUCAUGAGACGUACCGUUUGUUGAGGAGGAAAAACCUGAUCGUUGAAGCUAUUCGCAACUCCAAGAUCAUGGAGGGCUACUACCCGCUGCAGAAGAUGAUCAACGCCAGAGAAAAGCAGGACGGCGUUAACUCCAAGUGUUGUAAGAAAACCAUCGUACGUCUUGUUCACAGUCUGUCCAGAGAAGGUCUGCUGAAGAUGUACACAACCACCAUCAUACAGGAUGGAAUCACCAAGCAGGUGGACAUGAUCGUCCAUCCGUCUGUGCAGCCCAAUGAUGACAUUGUGCACAGACUUAUUGAGCAGAUUCGCUUCAAAAUCUCCAGCUCCUACACAGUGCUACGUAAACAGCAGGCGGAAGAAAAUCGCAGACAACAGCUGAAGGGGAACGAUGAAGUGGGACGACUUUCCAAAGGAGGAGAGAAGAGCAAGACUGGGAAAAAGGAAAGGAGCAAAACUGAUGACUUCAAGCCCAUUCCAGAACGAGGAUUUGGUAAAAGCUGGGGCUACCAGCCCAAGAUGCAUCGUUUACGUGUCACUCACAGCUUCCUGUGGUACCUGAUCUACGGACACCCAAACAAACUGGAGUGCUCUGACACUGACGCCGACUCCGAACCACUCACGCACCUACACAGUUGUGAUGAUGUGGUUAAAACCCCGGGGCAUGGUGAAGUGCAGGAUCCCAGGAGCCCAGAUGUGACAACGCUCGUCUGUGAAACCGCUGAAUCUAACGGGUCCAAAACGGAUCUGAACACAACUGAUGCUGAGGAGGGAACACAGGAGGAUCCAGCUACUGGUCCCCCACAGCCUGGGGUCAAAGUUAAUAACAACGAGGAAUCGUGGAAGAGCUUUAUUCCUCCUGUGCGCGUACGUAAAGGCUACGGCAGCGGCUGGGCCAUGUUGGCCGACGUGCUGCUCUGUCUGCCUCUGUCUGUCUUUGUCCAGGUCAUACAGAUCACCUACAAGGUUGAAGGUCUGGGAGAAUAUCUGAACGACCCUGUGAAGCAGCACUUCCUGAUCAGAGUCCUGCCCUCCAGACUCAGGAGGCAGCUGCUCUACAAACGGAAGUAUCUGUUCUCCUUUUAUGAGAACCUGCAGAAGUUGGUCUACAUGGGACUGCUGCAGUUUGGUCCUGUGGAAAAAUUCAAGGAGAAAGACCAGGUGUUCAUUUGUCUGAGACGAAACGCCUCCAUCAUCGACACCACCAGCUCUGAGCCUCACUACUGGCUGGUCACAGAGUCGGAGGACAAACCGUUUGAAACGCGCAGGUACACGUUCAAUACGUCCGAUGAUGUAGAAAACUACUGGUUUGACCUGAUGUGUGUGUGCCUGAACACACCGCUGGGAGUAAUCCGCUCCAAGAGAAAAUACUCCGACCACGACUCGGCUCCAUCCUUUGUCCCUGAUCGCCACGUGUUCGUGGGAUUGGCUUACCUGCUGAAGGGCAGCCGAGAAGUUUGUGACGAUGGCGCCAUACCAGGAGACCAUAGAGGAGCGGGGGGGCUACACUCAGAGUUCUUCGCUCAUCUUAAACGCAACUGGUUGUGGACUAGUCACCUUCUGUCCAACAAAGCAAGCCAGUAUUCAGCCAGGAUGAAGGAGGAGAAAGUCCGGCUCAAGAGUCUGCUCAGUAAAAAUGCUCUCAGAUUUGCCUUCACAGCUGGAGCUUCGACCACACCACGCUGUGUGACCUCCAAGCUCUCACUGGCAACAGAAAAUAUCCAGGUGAGGGUCGAAACUGCGUCCAGAAACAAGCAGGUCGUGGGCGGAAAAAAACAAAAAAGGAAAAGAAGCAAAAAGGAGGUUGUUCUUGUCCCACGCAAGAAAAAGAAAGAACCCAGGAAACGCCCUCCUGCCCAUGAUGAGGUGGACCACCAGGCUCUAAAAAUGAUGACCCGCCAAAGGGUCUACUGGACCAUACAGGAGGACUCCAUGUUGAUGCUCUGCAGUGUGGCCACACGUCUGAUCAACAGCAAGCUGAAGAGGCCUUUCGUACCGUACUGCAUCGUCAGAGACCUGCUCCAUGCAGAGUUUGAAAUGUCAAAUGACAAAACAUCCGUGGCCGUCGGGAGACGCACGCGGUACAUCCUGAAGAAUCCUCAGACGCUCCUGAACUACAGGGUCUGUCUGGCUGAGGUCUACCAGGACAAAGACCUGCUCCGUCAGUUGGAUGAGAACAAACCUCAGGAUCCCAAUAAAGCAGAGGAUUGUGCCACGGCGUUCUCUGCGUACGCCAAGCUUCUCAGGCAGAAGUUCAGUUCUGUCAUCGGCAGUUGUGACGUCAUCAUCCCUGACACAAAGCGUGAGCUGUUCUCCCGGUUCAAAGUCUCUGCCAUAGAGUGUAAAAAGCUUGUGUUGGGUUCAGAUGUGAUUAACAGCACAGAGGACAUUCACACCAUAGUGUUGCAUAACUUGAUUCAGAGCACGCUGGCCAUGACCAACAGUCAGAUGCAACUGUGCAGAUCGUUUCAGACGUUCCACAUGUACAGUAAGUACAACCAGGAUUUGCUUUGCCAUGUUUUCCUCGAGUGCAGACACAGGGGUCUGGUCAACCGUCGGCGCAUCAACAUGCCAAAUGGACCGAAGAAGAACCGGGGGCUGCCCAUCCUCCCCAUGUCCUACCAGAUGUCCCAGUCCUACUACAAGUGCUUCACGUGGCGCUUCCCUCGCUCACUGUGUUCGGAUUCUUUCCGCCUGUUAAAGAACCUUAUGGACAUCGGUAAGGGAGACACGCAGCCCGUCCUUACAUUUUACAAUGAAACUGAAAAAAGGUCGGCCAGUGGAGAGGAGGAGGUGAGGAGACCAAAGAAUAAGCAGCAACGAGAAGAGAAUGUUGAUGGAGCAGCAGCACGUGACCCAGACGUACGUCCAGAAGAGGCCGCCGCGGCUGCAAAACGCGGGGAGGAAGGAGACGUAGAUGUGGACGGUGAGGUGGACAAAGAUGAAGGCGGCCAUCGUAGGAAGAUGGACGAAAACCAGACAGAGACAGUUUCCAGAGAAGGUCUGUCAGGAGAAGACAAAGACUCAAAGACAGAAGAGGCUUUUUCUCAGAACCUUCCAGAUCUGUUGGACAUGAUGUUGAGGUUUCCAACAGAAGCUCCAGGAGGAUUCUGCAUGGCUGCUGUCAGCUUGAUGUCUGUGGGACUGCUCAACGUCUACUUGUCCAUUCCCAAACAGAUGGUGGUAGUGGACAGCAACCUGGUGGACAAGGACCUGGUCAAAAGCAUGACGCUGUUGGAGGAUGAUGAAGAUGAAGAUGAUGACAACGGCGAGGAGUGUGAAGGCCAGAAGAAACCAGAAAUCAAUGCUCAGCAGGCGUCACAUACCAAAUACCUGAUGAUGAAGGGAUACUGCUGCCCUGGCAUUGUAAAAAUACGCAACCUCAACACCAGCGACAACAUCGUGGUGGAGUCGUGCAACAUAAGGUUACAGCUGCGAAAAACGGCCGCUCACCGACUGUUCACCGUGGAGAACUCUGCACCACUGGACCUCACAAAGUGCGGCCCGUCCCUGCUUCCGUCCUCCCUCACAUGUUCAGUCAGCCUCUCCUCCCCCCCACAAAGCGUGGAGGAGAGUGUGGAGCAGAAAGGAUACACUCCCCAGGACACGGAGGCCUGUGCUCAGAUCAGGAGGAGCCUGGAUGAAGCUGCUCAGAGAGGCCUGUCUGUGGGGGAGCUGUACCAGAGCCACGCCCACCUGGAGCAGCCACAGUGUGGACGCAGCAGGAGCUUAGAGCAGUACCUGAAGGACUUGCAAGAAGUGAGACAGGUGUUAAAAGUUGGGGCUCUGGGCAUCAGGUACGUCCUGGUUCAGCACGCUGAGCCGUGGCUGCUGUCUGUUGGCUCCAAGUCUUCCUCCAAGCCACGAUUUUCACCUGACGGACUGCCUUUUCUGGUGAAGAAGCGGAGGAGAGAGAACUUACAAAAGACAGAGGAGCCGCCUUUCAAAAGAGCCGCUACUGAGGUAGACAAGGGUCCAGACGGACUGAAGGUUCCAGAGAAGUCGGGAGAUGUUCCAGGCAAGGAAGGAAUGGAAAAGGACAAGUAUUUGAACCAAGAGGAGAAGAAUAAGAAGGAAGGAGAGUCUGGACAGGAGAAGAGGACAAGACAGGAGGAAACAGAGCACGAGGAAGUGGGAGAGAUCCUGGCUGGUCACAGAGGAAGGAGACAGAGGACCAGAACCAGGAAAACCAGUGAUGUUGAUGAGGCUGAGUCUCCCCCUGCUGGUUCAUUUGACAUGGACGACGAUGUGAGUUUCAUCAGCCGCCCGUGGCGUCUGGUGGAUGGAAAACUGAACAAGAUGGUGUGUAAGGGCAUGAUGGAGGCAGUCCUGUAUCACAUCAUGUCCCAACCUGGUGUCACUCAGCAGUCACUGAUGGAGCAUUACAGGAAUGUGCUGCAACCCGUGGCUCUGCUGGAUCUAGUGGAGGCUCUCAUAGAGAUGGGGUGUGUGACCAGAAGAACUUUAGUGAAAACGCCUCGACCGUCACUCUUUGGCCGCGGUGUGACCCAGAACAGACUUGUGGACACUCAGAUGGUGGAGGAUCCAGAGACGGUGUUUUACGAGCCCACCAUCAGCUGCUGCCUGCAGCUCUGCCGCGCUCUGCCCAACGAACGAUGUUGGAACGAAUUUGUGCCUUGAAGGCAUCGUUUCCUCACGAGAGGAGGAAAAGAGUAGAGAGAGAGAAAUCACGGAUGAACAAAUGCAGAAUUACAUUUAAUUACUUUUUGACUGUUUUGUUUCUUAAAUAAUGUACAAUAAUAAUUGGAUCAGGUCUUAAACUUUGUAUUUGUUAUGAAUCAUGUUUACUUUUAUUAGACAAAUAAAAGUCCUGCAGCUGA